CGACAGUUUCCCGAGGUGCCUAGUGCCUGAGCGGCACCGACGAGAGUAAGAAGGCAGGCAAGAUGGCGGACGUGCUGGACCUUCAUGAGGCUGGGGGCGAGGAUUUUGCCAUGGAUGAAGAUGGGGACGAGAGCAUCCACAAAUUGAAAGAAAAGGCAAAGAAACGGAAGGGCCGCGGCUUUGGCUCCGAAGAAGGGUCUCGAGCGCGGAUGCGUGAGGAUUAUGACAGUGUGGAGCAGGAUGGAGAUGAACCCGGACCGCAACGCUCUGUUGAAGGCUGGAUUCUCUUUGUCACUGGAGUCCAUGAGGAAGCCACCGAAGAAGACAUCCAUGACAAAUUUGCAGAAUAUGGGGAGAUAAAAAAUAUCCACCUCAACCUGGACAGGCGUACAGGAUACUUGAAGGGAUAUACUUUAGUUGAGUAUGAAACAUACAAGGAAGCCCAGGCUGCUAUGGAGGGACUCAAUGGCCAGGAUUUGAUGGGACAGCCGAUCAGUGUGGACUGGUGUUUUGUUCGGGGUCCGCCAAAGGGCAAGAGGAGAGGUGGCCGAAGACGCAGCAGGAGUCCAGACAGGAGGCGGCGCUGACAGGUCCUCUGUUGUCCAGAUGUUCUCUCCAGAGAUUCUCUUUGACCAUGCAGCCUUGGAGAAAUAGGGCUGAGGUGGAACUCACUGUUUAUAUUUAAUCUCUUAUCCUACUUAGUGGGGUUUUUUUUUUUGAAUUAUGAAUAAAUGUCCCAUUUUUUGUUUUGUACAUUUAAAAUUACUUUCCUUUUCUAACAUUGCAAGCUCUGAAGCAUUAUUUACAGUAAGGUAGUAUGGGUCACUAUGAGGAUACUUCUAAGGACUCAAUUCUGUGUGAAUUUCUACAUUAGAUAUCUCAAGUCUCAGAGUCAAAGUAUUUCUUUUUCUUAGAAGCUAAGAGAGCAGGGGUAGAAGUGAGGUGUUAUAAAAGCUUAGUUACUUUGUUCCUGUAUACUCUGUCUGAGCAAAUGGAUGUUAUAGGAAUGUCUCUUGUUUCUCCUGUCCUUUCUGUUGCCACAUUUGUUUGUACUUCCAGCUGUCUAAGGGUUUGCAUUUCCUGUCAGGGCAUUCUCUCAGAAUCUUUUUUCCUUAGAAGAGUCUAUACUGAGUUCUUGGUGCCUUCUUUGACAGCCAAGGGUAAAGGCCCCAUAGAAGAGAGGAUACAGAGGAGCAUUGAGAAGGCCGAAAAGGAAAAGGAUGUGGCUGAGGCUGAGGCUGGGGGGGGACUUCAUUUAGCAUGGUGGGAGAGAACCAGUACCACAGGCCCAGUAGGUAAUAAGGUGUCCGGCAGAAGACGAAGGUCAGCAAGACCAGCAGGGCCAGUCGCAGGGCCUGCAGACGUACACAGGAGCGGUUGUCUAAGGAGCGGCGGAGGGCAAAUUCACUGGCAGGGGCUGGGAUUUUAGAAAACAUACUCAAAUUCAGAAUCACUCAGUUUCUGAAUUGAGUGUAGGGUGAACAGAUGAAUAGGCAGAGAUGAUGAGCUGGAGCUCUCCUGAUACAGGGAAGAGGAUAUGACAAAUAGGUGGUAAUGCUGCAAAUCCUCUUCUUCCCCAACUGGGAAUAUAUGCUCUCCCCCCCGCCUCAGGGAUUAUGACAGACAUGCUGGAGAAGAGGUUUUGAUUGAGGUGUGGUGUUCUAUGAAGCUACUAAGUCUACUUGAAGACUUGAUGGUGUCUAAGACUAAAGCAGAAUACUAAUCACCUUUCUCCUUAAUCCUUGCCCAGCUAACUCAGCUUCAGAGGGUGGCUAGAGGCUGGUUAGAAUUGAAGGCAUUUAGAAAAUACUGGCAGCAUCAGGUACUGGGGUAUGGUUAUGAUACCAUUUUUGGUUUGAUAGCUGUCAGGCUAGAAGCAGUAGUUUUUAGGGUAUGGAUUGGGGCCCAAGGAUUGUAGUCUCACCAUAGUUCCCCUUCCUUGUCUGGAGACCAGACACACUACUGAGGACAUGGGCUAUAGCAGAUGGUCAUGGCUGUCAGUGGCAGCAGAAAGAGGCAGCAGAAGGUGAAGAGGUUAUAGGUGAUCUCUUGCCAUCAAAGCUGCCUUUGGUGACACACUGAGUGAAGGGGACUGGGCCAGCUUGGUGGACAGUGUGGAACAGGAACAGCUAGAGAGGAGUUUGAGGACUAUUAGAACUGGUCCCCCUUCACCCUUCCCUCCAGUCACAGAAUUCUAAUUCAUCCUUCCUUCUGUGCAGAGCUGUGUAGUGCUGCGUCCAUCCAUAGUGCCAUAUUUAAAAGGUUAAAAACUUGAGAAUUCCUAUCUUCCCCUUAGGCUAUGUAGCUAAUCAUUUAAGUUUGUUAAAUCCUGGGACUUAAGGAAUCUUGCCUUCUCAAGUACCAUUCUAAAGUCCAUUGCACUUUGCAAAAGAAUAUUUCUGCCACCUCACCAACAUUUUUAGCUGAAAUGAUUUUUCUGAUGUGUCUAAAUCUGUGGAAGAAUUUUUGUAUAAAAUGGGUGCUGCUAAAAUUUCAGGCCAUUUUGCAGCCACUCUGUGAAGUGACCUUUAGUAAAUAGUCUUAUGUACAAUAACUAUAACAGUGAAACAAUAUUAAUAAAAUUUAACAUUUUCCAAA
Canis lupus familiaris (dog) is the source of this 2598-nucleotide messenger RNA. It is a transcript of the gene RBM8A, whose product is annotated as RNA binding motif protein 8A. Gene Ontology annotation, molecular function: mRNA binding. The transcript is spliced from 6 exons. Gene Ontology annotation, biological process: RNA splicing. The record is from RefSeq and is a predicted model, not a curated record. Gene Ontology annotation, cellular component: cytoplasm; exon-exon junction complex; nucleus. Bases 63 to 587 code for a protein of 174 amino acids. NCBI's taxonomy places the organism in Eukaryota, Metazoa, Chordata, Mammalia, Carnivora, Canidae.